Triplophysa dalaica is the source of this 1097-nucleotide messenger RNA. RefSeq lists its product as uncharacterized. The transcript has 3 exons. Gene Ontology annotation, biological process: negative regulation of double-strand break repair via nonhomologous end joining. The coding region runs from base 95 to 553 and encodes 152 amino acids. The record is from RefSeq and is a predicted model, not a curated record. NCBI's taxonomy places the organism in Eukaryota, Metazoa, Chordata, Actinopteri, Cypriniformes, Nemacheilidae.
UUCAUUAUCUAAACAGCAGCCAACGAAGAGAUUUACAUUAUUUUUAAUUUAAAGAAACUAUUUCACGACGUACAUUUGUACAUACUUAUACAUAAUGUCUGAGAGGCAUCGAAAUCUUCCUAUUUGGAUGGUCAAAUCCGACGAUCAAGUCACCGCUGCAGUAAGGAAGAAAACGCAAAGGACCGCAAAGAAUCGCCCCAGACGUGUCAUCGAGUACUGGAUGAACGAGAGGGAGCUCGUGGAAACAGCCCUGUGUGUUUUAAAGAACAGCAAGGCGUGUAAUAGAGACCAAAAGAGCAUCUCUGAUCAUGUGGAAAUGGUGAUUCCAGAGACAUCAGACUCAGAGGUAUCAGACACAGACUGUGACGUUACAGAGCAGGAGACCGUCCCAUAUGCAAACUGCAUGAACGAAGGUAUCAGUACGUCGGACACCCAUUUAAAACCUCAUAUUGAUGGUUCAGGAGCCUAUGAGAAGCUUGAAGAGCCUUUACAGAAACAUGACGCUAGUGAUGAUGACGCUCUCGAGCUGGUCCGAGAGAUAUUUUUCAACUGAUUCAUCUCACAGUUAAUUUAAAGUAUUUUACAUUGAACUUGAACACUGUUAUGGCAGGCAUUAGUAUUUUCUUUUAUUGUUAUCAAGCUUGAUGCUUGAACAAAGGUGAUCCAACUAAAGCAAGAGGAGUUUUUUAAGUGUGACAUCAUUUUGUCUGGAUUGUCAAGGUUAAUCGUGACUGUUAUGUGAAUGCAUUGUCUCCUUAUAGCACAACAACAGUGUUUUGUCAUAGUGUUCGGUAAUUGUGCUUUUUUUGGGCACUUAAAGUCUGACCUCAGUGCAUGAUUUGUAUUCUGUUUGCACACUUCUUUAAUAUUACCUUUGGUUAAGAAAGCAUUUGUCAUUGACAAACUUGACAUUAUCCAUGUACAGUACAACUGUAGCUGUUACCUAAAGAUUCAGAAGACUUUGGAUACAAUGUAAGCUUGCACUAUAAUAGGAAGAUCAUUUGAAUAUAAGAAAAGUGUGUCCUCUGUUAUUUUAGUGCUCAUGUGGUUAGAAUUGACAGAGACACUAUGGCAAAAUAAAAAAGGUGCAUACGAAA